AUGGCGAAGGUUCCAUCUCUGAUUGAUCUCUGCAGCGAUGUUCUGGCGGAACAGCUUCUCUGUCCAUUCGACGAUCUUCUUCGUUCCAUUUACCUCCUUCCUUCUCACUUACUCCACGCUUUAAUCCAGCGUUUGCCGCCUAUGGCACUGCGCACACUCCACCAUUACCUGAACAGGAUGCUCAACGAUGAAGACAUUUCGGGCGAUGACUCAACCAUUGAGAGAAAACGCACAGGGGAUUGGAAUCUGAAUUUAGCUUGGGAGAGGCUGUUUCGGCUGCGCUGGCCUGAGAAUAUUGGGCAGAUUCAGCCAACGGAUUGGCAGCAACUUUAUUGGGAAAGUCACGUGCAAAAUUGUUUGGAUGAAGCGGCGGAGAUAGCACUAAUCCCAAUGUUUAGUGGAUGUAUUGCUGACAUACAGAUUUCAGGAUCUGAUCUGGUCCCAUUAGUUGCAUCAUCAAACUGGUUUCCCUCGAUCUCCCAAGGCAAUGGGGCUGUUUUUUGCCCUGCCUAG
Sphenostylis stenocarpa is the source of this 513-nucleotide messenger RNA. NCBI's taxonomy places the organism in Eukaryota, Viridiplantae, Streptophyta, Magnoliopsida, Fabales, Fabaceae. The record is from the annotation of a GenBank genome assembly.